AAAAACAGCAGCAGCUGCUGCGACACACAGAUGCCACAGGAAGUGCUGAUGCUGCUGCCGCAAAAUGCACCUGCCCUUACUGGGAGAAGAACAGAGUGGAUUUAUUAAAGACGUGUUUUUGUGGUGCUGAUGGGAGUCCAAGUUCUGCUGUUUUGGCCGAACGUCGUCGGAUACCUGAGGAUUUUGCUCCUGUUUGCUGCCUGGUGCUUCCGUCAGACUCCAGAAGUUUUCGUCCCUCUGUAUUCCAUCUGCACAGCACUUGAUGGUGUGGAUGGGUGGUUGGCGAGGACCCUGGAUCAGACCUCCAGGUUUGGGGCGUGGCUGGACGUGGUGGUGGACAACCUGAGCAGAGCGAUGCUGUGGAGCCUGACAACCGAGUGGGGUUGGUUGGUGUCGGCCCUGGAGUGGUGUGUGUUUGUGUGUAACCACGGCGUCAGAGGUCACCAGUGGAAGAGCAGCUUCACCGACGCCCCACCAGUCAUACGAGCCGUUAUGGCAAACGGAUUUUGGACCCCUCUGGGCUGCUGGGUGGUGAGCGGUUUGCACGGCCUCCCUCUUUGGGUGUUCGGGUGCCAGAGGGGUGUUUUGUCACGCUGGGGCCUGCCCUCCCGGAUCCAGGCUCUGGGGACUCUGCUGCUGGCUGCCGGCCGGCUACUGGCCCUGUCCGCGGAGAUUUGGUGCAUCUGGACACACGUUAAAACCCUCAUAAAGGAUGAAUCAGAAGUUGACUGAAGAGCGCCACCUGUCUGCUGCCUCUGUUGUGACUCGAGCUGCUUCAUGAAUUGAAGGCAGCGGGAACUGUUUGAGUUCAUGAGAUAGCAAAGUUUAUUCACCUUUGAUCCACUUCAAAAUCUCCUUUAAUGGUCUUAAGCUCCUUUCACACCGCGGCCAACGUAGAGUUGCGUAUUGUGGUGUCCCGUCUACGCUGAGAUAAGCGGCUCUAUGCUCAGUUUAAGCAGCUCUAUGUUAGGUUUUUGCUCGUUUGCUUUGUCUCUCUCUGUGUCGCUCUCUUCAGAAUGCUGACAAGAAACGAGAUGUUUGUGCUUGUGAAUUUAAAUGGCAUUUUUUUUUCUACUUUUUUUGGGGACACAAACGGACUCUGAACUUUGCGAUUUGUUUCACGCUUCAGACAGUACAUAUGACCUAUUCGCUUCAGUCCGAUGCACCAUCACAGUCUGAGGAACACUGUAUCUACAUAAAGCUCCUGAUUUUGGAAAACGACAUCUGAAAAUACUUUUAAUUCCUGUUGGCUGCUAUGAUAGUGGUAUAUUAAUUAAUUAAUCACAUGUAUGCAGAUGACCUGAUGCUAAUGGAACCCUCACUGGCAGGACUCAGCAAACUGUUGAAAGUAUGUGACCUGUUAUACAAAUAAUGAAUGUUUAUCAGUUCAGUGGUACAAAAAUUUAAUUUGGUGAAAGCUAGAACAUACCAUUCAACAAGGCUUGGUCAUAUUGGUCGUUUAGGAGUGGGAAUUCCAGCGCUGCUCUCCUAUUGGUCGUUUAGGAGUGGGAAAUCUCACACCAGAAUGGAGGCCAGAAUCCGGCCCAAUUCAUUCCCGGGCUGGUUGUCGGGCUAUAAACAAUGGAUGCUGUGCUGCAAUGCACCAAUGUGAGUUUGAGAUUUUAAAUGUUAGUGUGGUUCAUGUAAGCUUAAGAGUGUUGUUAGUGUUACUGAUUUAUUGUGUUUUUGUAGCUCAGUUUGCUGUUACCAUGAGUGACUUAAGUCUCAUGUUGGUACCACGAGUGAAAUGUUUAGUGGUGUUAAUGUCUUCAGCCACCGUCUUUAUCAAAUUAAAAAAUCCUGCUUACAGCAGCUGUAUGUGCGACUUCCAUCAGGGACAAACAGAGCUCAGUUGACAGUUCCUGUUUGGUGUUUAUGUAUUUUGGGUGAAGGAUGAACAGUGCUAAAAUGGAACAGUGAUGGGACAGAUAGUUUUGGAGAAGCUACAAAUCUUAGCUAACAUUGCCAAUUACAUUUUGGACUCACUUUUCCAGCAGGGGGCAGUAAAUCAUCUUUAUUACUGCAGCAGAUAACUGAAA
This is a messenger RNA of Thalassophryne amazonica, 2039 nucleotides long. Its product is annotated as CDP-diacylglycerol--glycerol-3-phosphate 3-phosphatidyltransferase. The record is from RefSeq and is a predicted model, not a curated record. Gene Ontology annotation, molecular function: phosphotransferase activity, for other substituted phosphate groups. Gene Ontology annotation, cellular component: membrane. Gene Ontology annotation, biological process: phospholipid biosynthetic process. Lineage: Eukaryota; Metazoa; Chordata; Actinopteri; Batrachoidiformes; Batrachoididae. The transcript has 6 exons. Bases 130 to 732 code for a protein of 200 amino acids.